UUAAUUGUUAUAUUCAAAUGAAGGACGAAGAGUGCACCGCGCCUCCCUCUGGCCAACCCUGUCACUUGACUGGAUAAUCUGUAUGCUGGUGAUUGCAUAACACAACCCCACAGUGCCUUGGGGAGGUGUUUAUGAUUCAGUUGUGGAUCCCCUGUCACCCUCAUCUGUGUUUAUCUCUUUGUAAUCUGACGUGUGUGAUAUGUGCUUAAUGAUAUACACCUUUCUUUCGUCUUUUUUGAAGCCCUGACCUUGGUAAAUCCAGAGCUGACAGUGAGUCAGAAACCUUAGAUGUUUCACCGUCAUGUUCUCUUUUGUGCCAUGCGCAUGUUCCUGCACUGUACCCAUGUCUAGAUAUGUUCUUCCCACCAAAUAGGUCAGGCUUCAGAGAAUGUUAUCACCCACGUGCAGCAGCGAGCAGGCAGCACUGAGGAGCCUCCUCUCUGUUUAGUUACCCUGUGCUGCUGCUGUGAUGUGUGUAAUAACUCAUUACGUCUUCCCCUCUGGCCCUUGUUUCGGUGCUGGACUGUUCUGUCCCCUCGGUUAACGCUGUACCCAUUCUCACAUAAACAACAGCACAAAGGGAGUGAGAUUGAAUACACCUUUCCAUCUAACUCCACUUACACACACAAGAGGUCAGAGAAUGACCCUUUAUCCCAAAAACUAAGUAAUAUACAAAAGAAAAGCAAUGUUAUACCUGACUGAAUUGCAUUCCACAAAACAGUUUAAGAGGAACUGAAUGUCCAAAGCCUUGUGUGCUGCUUGGAUGGACAUCCAUUCACGUGGUACGACCUUGGCAUCACUUGUAGGAGUGAUGAUGCAGGUAUGAGUGGUGUUGAUGAUGCCUUCGGUUGGGGGCGGUUUGCCUUGACCCAUUAAUAAUGAGAGAAUUUUAAUCAGCUGUCAACGGUGUGUGAUGAUUUAUAGCAACACUGACUUUUCCAGAGAAGGACCUCCUUAAUCUUGCUAUUUUCUCCAGACACACCUAUGAGCAGCCUGGAUGUGUGUCAAACAUGCAUUGAGUUGCAAAUAGCAUGCUUUGUCGUGUCUUGGGAUCUCUUCACUUGGUAUCUCUUUGAUCCUACAAAAUAAAAUACCUUAAUUAUAACCAGCAGGCCAAACUAACUGCCCCAAACCGCACUUUCAGUUAAGUAAAUGGAGAUGUGAGAAUGUGAGCCAAACAAUUCCUUUCUGCUGCCAUAGGCUUUCUAUCAGGCUAGUGUGGAAAACUGAUGAGUCUGCAAUGAGCAGCCUUUCCUCUUAAUGCCCCUGGUCCUGUUGAUGAGAGACUGAUCCAGAGUGUGGCCACACAUGCCUGCAAACAGACAACAGAUACACAGACACUCAUGUGUUCUGUCACUGAACGCAACUGCAUGUAACUCAGUGCUGGACUUGACUAACACUAUGAUAAUGUGGAGGUGGCCAUGGUUAAAUAAAACACAAUCAGUCCAUACUCUUCACAGUCACAGUCAGAGAAAAGCUGUUUAUUUCAAAGCUACAUAAUAAUAAUGAUAAUAAAAACUUACAUUGUGGAUUGGAUGCUGAGUUCUUUUAUUUUUCUGCUGCUCUUAUUAUCUGUGCCUGCUUCAAAUAAUCACAUAAUCUGUUUUACAGCCUCUGCCACAAGAGUCGCACAGGACAGUUCAUUAGGAUUAGCCAGACAGAACGGGGUAAUUUGAAGUUUUAGUACUUUACUCAAAUAGCUACAGAGUAGUUUUUGAAAAAUUAUGUAUUUGUUUUUUUAGUAUGAAAUGUUUUAAAUGAGUAUGAUGUUUUAACCAAUGGUUUUAGCUUUACUUUAUGUACAGGUGCAGCUUUUGUCAUCCUUGUACAGCAGGACAGAGUACAACAGGUCCAUGGCAAAUACCUUUUCUUCAUAUCAAUGUAAUCAAAGGUUCACUCACUCAGGAAGUUAAUUAAAUGUCAGCAGUGUGCAUUUGUAAUGUGCAUAGUAAUGGGACCCUUGCAGCUGCAUUUAAGCCUCUUUCAGAUAAAUAUUUUCUGACUUUUAACAGUAAUUAAAGGGGGCUCAAUUGCUACACUUUCCUAGACAAAUGCAAUAAACCCUGGAUUAAUCAAACUCUUAAGUCAAUAAUGGAACAUUAGUAGUUUAAAGCUCCAGUGAAAUACAAUCAAAUACAAUAUCUGAUGACAGCAAAUGAAAUUAAAGUUUUGAGAAAACAUUUUAUUUAACAUUAUCAAGUCACUUAAGUCACUGACUGGUAACUUUAUAAUUGCACUUGACAGAAGCGCAUCUAGAUGUGCUUUGAUCUCUGCUGUCGUAAGUAUUGCUUCUAAGUGCCCUGAUCAGUUACCCAGCUACAUUUCUGAGAGCUGCACCAAUGCUCACACUUUGGUCGGCAAAUAUUUCUCUCUACUGAGUUAAGAUGCCUCACCACAUAAACAAUGCAUCAUUCUCACAUUACUGUUCAUGCUGGCAUGCAGGCACACUCCACUCAAGGAGACCACAGUUACUAAGUGACAACACAAACACAUGACCUCAAGAGCUGGCAGAAGGAAAGCACAGAACUACAAGAAGGAUGUCACAGGAGUCAAAGUUACAGCCCUAUCAGAGUCACACCAGGCCUGAUGUCUUGGACGGUCAUUUGAGCAGUCAGGGUAGGACACUGGCUGUGCUGCUGGAGCAGGCGUUCAGGAUCAAAGAGGAGGUGGCAGCAGGUCUGCAGUCCAGCCGUGGCUCUGUCCAAGCCGAGGCAGCUUCCCGCAAGCUUCUGGAGAAUCACAUACUCACCAUCACACGUAUUGUGAAGCAGCUCAGCACGGAUAUUCAGAAACUGGAGAGACAGAUCGCCCAGCGGGACUCUGUUACCUCUGGAACCACAACAGCUGUUCAAAACCUGGAGCAGAAAAACAUAGCUGGCAUUGGAGACCUGAGAGGAAGAGUAGCCAGGUGUGAUGCCAGCAUUGCCAAGCUGAGCGCUGACAUGAGCUCUGGAGAGCAGCAGGUGAUUCAGCUGCAGAAGGAGGUUUCAGAGCUCAGGGCAGCUGUGGGUGUACAGCUCAAAGAGCUGGAAGUCAAGUUUGAUCGUGACCUUAGGAGACAGGAGGCUUCAUUGACGAGGCACUCCGAGGGCCAAAGAAGCUCCAUAUCUGAUCUGUAUAGACAAGUGAAACUGCUAGAAGACAGGAUGUCAGAUGAGCUCAAGGAAGCCAAGGAGCAAACAGAAAUACUGAGAAAGUGGACAGAACAACAGCUCAACAGCUCUGUCCAGAUACAUGCACAGGGCAGCCAGCAGCUCCGCUCACUAUUAAAGGGCAAAAUGUCAGAGAUAGAGUCUAGAUUAUCUGAUCGUCUGCUUGCUCUGGAGAUGCAUGUGGAGCAGUUUGAGAAGCAGCAGAGUCAGACCGACCGCAGCCAGUAUGACCAGCUGAAACGCUCUGAAGCCAAACUCAGUAGAAGAAUGACCUCAGCGGAGAACAGCAUUCAUCAGGAGCUGCAGCUGCUCAAACAGGAGUACCACAGAGGCUUCCUGUCUGUGUGUGAUGCAGUUGAAUCCCUGAGGCAGAUAAAUGACAUCAAAUCCCGCCUUGACAAGGAGAAGCUUCAGAGGGAUAUCAGGCACAUCAGCAGCAAGGUGACAGAGCUCAAUGACUCGUGACAUCAACUGAAGAGGAACACCUUUUUACUGUCACGCCUAUCCUGAAGCAGUAGCUCGACUCAAACCCGUUUAAACCAAAAUCCUGUGGGUGGUUGGCUUAAUUGUUGCUUCAUGAGCCGGCAGUUCUGUAGUUCAUAGUUAUAGAUCUGCAAUAUAGUGCAGCUGAUGCAUUUUUAAUAUGAAAGUCAGAUAUUCUUAUAAUUUGAGGUAGAAAAUCCUACUUUUGUGCAGUUUUUUAAAAAGUAAAAUUGAUAGUCCACUUUUUCACAACUCACUUUAAAAUCUGUAUUAUUACCUUUCAACCGAUAAUUCAGUCAUGAUCUGUCAUUUACACAAUGUCUAUUGCAUUUGAAAAUGUCACAUUUUUAAUCAUUUUUAUCUUGAUUAAUUGCUUUUAAUUAAAUAAAUUGUUGAAUAUACAUUAAAUGUAUAAUCAUGUGUGUGUGCAUUCAUGUAUUAAAUGUAUAUUAUGGCUGAUUACUUUCAAUGUUUCAAUGUUUCCACCGUCAUGACUUUGGGAUUCAAAUGGGCUCACAGAGUUUCAUUGUUAUUUAGCAAAUGAUUGGUUGGAUUUGUACUGCAGCACUAUUACUACGCCAGUCAACCUUGUUGUUUUUUAACCAUUGGUGCUGCAUGAAAUAUUAUUUGUAUAGUGACAUUAUCUGAGAGUACAUAACUGUCUUCUUGUACAUUUUGUUGUUUCCUUAUUCACACAAUACACGAUGUGCUGCUAGUAACAGAAAAUGCUGCCGAAACCCGGGA
Messenger RNA from Amphiprion ocellaris (clown anemonefish), 4379 nucleotides. It is a transcript of the gene fam81b, whose product is annotated as family with sequence similarity 81 member B. Bases 2538 to 3617 code for a protein of 359 amino acids. The transcript is spliced from 9 exons. Lineage: Eukaryota; Metazoa; Chordata; Actinopteri; Pomacentridae. The record is from RefSeq and is a predicted model, not a curated record.